Molecule: messenger RNA, 1563 nt
Organism: Ichthyophthirius multifiliis
Lineage: Eukaryota; Ciliophora; Oligohymenophorea; Hymenostomatida
Exons: 3
Source: RefSeq, a predicted model, not a curated record
AUGAUUAUAAAACGACUAUAUAAAGACAUAGAUAUAUCUUAAAAAUUUAUUUAAAUAAAUAAUUAAUAAGAUUUCGAAAAAAUAGAAAAUGAAAAAAAUAUUUAAGGCAUAAUCACAAAAUAGCCAGAACACAUUCCAACAUCUACAAAAGAAUUAUAAAAAAAGCAAUAACCGUAAUAAAAAAUAGAUUAAUAAUCACAAUAACAAAUAAUUUAACUAAAAUCAACAAAAAAUACGGGUUUUUUUCGAAUAAUGGGAAAAGAUAUUUUACCUUAUCAUGAGAUAUAUGAAUUAAAAGAUAAUGAUUUAAUUUUUAUAAAAGAUUUUAAUGAAAAAUAUAAGACUAAUAUAACUUAAGAAUAUUUGGAGCAAUUAAUAGGUAUAUUUGAAUUAAAGUCAGGAAAGAAUUUCGUUGUUUCAUGGAUAGAUAUGAAAGAUAAUUUCACAUAAGAAGAAAUUAAUAAAUAUUCAUUAAAUUUGCUUGAAAAGAUAUAUAUUUAUUGGAAACAGGCUAGAGACAUAUAUGGUUUUCCUUUAUUAAGGAUAAAUUAAAGACCAAAUUAUAAUGAUAAAGAUCCUCGGAUAGCUUUUAGACCAAGAGUACCUGAAAAGAUGAAAUUAAGAAAAAAUUUAAAGCAAAAUGACGAAGAAUCAUAUUUAAAACUCGUAACCUUAAAAGAAGAAAUGAACCGUUAUUAAUUGCUUAGUAAGUAAUUAAUUUUGAGAGAAAAAUAUAAAAUGUAGUUAAUAAAUUAGACUUGUGCGAAUUUUUUAUCUGAAAUAUAUAAAUUGGAAAAAAAUUACUAUUUUUUAUUUGAGGAAAAGGAAUUGUUUACAUUUUAAGAUUUGGAUUCUAGAAAAAAUGAAAUAGAUGAAGAUUUAAACUAGAUUUUUAAAUAAAAAUAGGAUUUGGAUAAAGAAUAUUUAUUAAAUAUUGAUACAAAAACAUUAAUUGAAUUAAGCAGUUUAAAAUAGAUUUUGUAAAAGAAAAAUAGCGAAUUGGUUCCUAUAUUAAGCAAAUAAUAAUCAUAAAUAUAAACAUAAUUAAAUGGCGUAAAUUUAUAAUAAAGUCAUAGUAUAUUGAUAAAGAAUCCAAAUUUAAGCUCUAGUAAUUAAAAUAAAAGUACGCUUUUAAAUAUUUAAGCAAACACAUAAAUAAAUUAAGUCACAAAUGCAGUUUUAUUUUAAAUUAGAAGUAGAGUAGGAAGGUCUAAUAUAGAAUUUAUUGAUAAAUAUUUCGAAGAAAAUACAAGAUAUUAAGAUUUGGCUAAUUAUGAGGCUAAUUAUAAAUUUAAUGUUUUAGAAGGAAAUAAGGCAUUGAUUUAGAAAUAGAAUGAAAACGAAAAUUAGGAAAAAAAUAAAUAAGAAAAUAAAAGCUAUAGUUUUAGUUAACUUGAUAAAAAUAAAUUCAAUAAAUAAUACUUUUUAAAUAUUAAAAGAAAAUAUUCAAAGUAUUUUGAUUUUGAAAACUUUAUUGAAAAUGAAAGUGAAGAAAAUAAAAAUCUUAAAAGAAAUAUUUCUAAUGCUAUUAAAGAAUUUGAAAGGAAAAAGUCUUUUGCUUGA